UCCGCCACCCGCCUUGGAGGAGCCGGGUACCGCCGCCGCUCGCCCGCCCGCAUCCCCUCGGCCUGGCCCGGGGGCAAGGUCAACAGCGAUCUGGAGCCGCCGUGUCACUCCCCGACAGCCAUGAACUGCAGCGAGAGUCAGCGGCUGCGGACCCUGCUGAGCCGCCUGCUGCUGGAGCUGCAUCACCGGGGCAACGCCAGUGGCUUGGGCGCCGGCCCCGGCCCGAGCAUGGGCAUGGGGGUCGUGCCCGACCCCUUCGUGGGCCGCGAGGUAACCAGCGCCAAGGGCGACGACGCCUAUCUCUACAUCCUGCUCAUCAUGGUCUUCUACGCCUGCCUGGCCGGCGGCCUCAUCUUAGCCUACACCCGCUCCCGCAAGCUCGUCGAGGCCAAGGACGAGCCGUCCCAGGCCUGCGCCCAGCACGAGUGGCUGCCGGGAGGGGCCCCGGUCACCGCCGACGCCGAGACAUUGGCCGGCUCGCCAGCCGAGGGCCGCCGCCAGCUCGCCCCCGGCGGGCUGCCCGCUCCGGCCAUGGCCCGGGGCACCGAGGGGGUCUAGAACCGCCACCCAGCUCUCUGGCUCGCCCGCUCCCUCCUCAGCUCGCUUGUCUCGCCGUGUCCUCUCCUCCCCUUCCAGGGCUUGCCUCCCCUGAGGCUCAGAAGACGUUGAGAGGCCAGGAGACCUCGCCUGGAGGGCC
Messenger RNA from Odocoileus virginianus texanus, 697 nucleotides. RefSeq names its product potassium voltage-gated channel subfamily E regulatory subunit 5 (gene KCNE5). Gene Ontology annotation, cellular component: membrane. Gene Ontology annotation, molecular function: transmembrane transporter binding; voltage-gated potassium channel activity involved in ventricular cardiac muscle cell action potential repolarization; potassium channel regulator activity. Lineage: Eukaryota; Metazoa; Chordata; Mammalia; Artiodactyla; Cervidae. Gene Ontology annotation, biological process: ventricular cardiac muscle cell action potential; negative regulation of delayed rectifier potassium channel activity; membrane repolarization during action potential. The record is from RefSeq and is a predicted model, not a curated record.